GGGCCGGGCCGGGCCUUACUCCGCCAGUCCUUCCCCCAUGGAGAAGCCGCUGCCCGCGGAGCACGGCCCGGAUCCGAGGGGGAGGCCGCACCCGGAUCGCCAUGAGCCUGGAUGCCUUCGUCCACCUACCGAGCUCCAUCCUGGACCUUCCUCCCCAGAGUGAGUCGGCCUCCCGCUCCCUCGGGGCCAUGAACCCCCGGGAGAGCCACCCCGGCAGCCCGGCCCCGGGGACCGUAAGGGGAACCGGCGACCCCCGGCUUGACCCCGCCGAGGAGACCGAGAUGCAGAUGAAGGUGGACUUUUUCCGGAAGCUGGGCUACUCCUCGGACGAGAUCCACGCGGUGCUACAGAAGCUGGGCCUGCAGGCGGACACGAACACCGUCCUGGGCGAGCUGGUCAAGCACGGCGUGGCCGCCGACCGCGAGGCCGGGCCGGAGGAGCCCGGGGAGACCCCGCUGGUCCCCCGGGGAGGUGGCCCCCCGAAGGCCCCCAGCCCCGUGAUGCCGCCCUCGGAGGAGAGGGAGGGCAGCAACCUGCGGCCAGUGGUCAUCGACGGGAGCAACGUGGCCAUGAGCCACGGGAACAAGGAGGUGUUUUCCUGCCGGGGCAUCCUGCUGGCGGUUAGCUGGUUCCUGGAGCGUGGCCACUCGGAUAUCACCGUCUUCGUGCCUUCCUGGCGCAAAGAGCAGCCAAGGCCAGAUGUGCCUAUCACAGACCAGCAGAUCCUGCGGGAGCUGGAGCGGAAGAAGAUCCUGGUGUUCACGCCGUCGCGGCGCGUCGGGGGCAAGCGGGUGGUGUGCUACGACGACCGCUUCAUCGUGAAGCUGGCCUACGAGUCGGACGGGGUCGUGGUCUCCAACGACACCUACCGCGACCUGCAGGCCGAGCGGCUCGAGUGGAAGCACUUCAUCGAGGAGCGGCUGCUCAUGUUCUCCUUCGUCAACGAUAAAUUCAUGCCCCCCGAUGACCCCCUGGGCCGGCACGGCCCGAGCCUGGACAACUUUCUGAGGAAGAAGCCCGUGGUCCCUGAGCACAAGAAGCAGCCGUGCCCUUACGGGAAGAAGUGCACCUAUGGCAUCAAGUGCCGCUACUACCACCCAGAGCGACCCAGCCAGCCUCAGCGCUCCGUGGCCGACGAGCUGAGGGCCAACGCCCGGCUGUCCCCGCCCCGGGGCCCCGCCAAGGAGAAGAGCCGGGGCCGGCCCGCCCAGCGCCCAGGCGAGGGCCACCCCGGCUCCCCCCACGGGAGCCUGGAGGCCAAGACCCCCACCCCCAAGGCCGGGGCCGGCGGGACGGACCGGCCGGCUACCCAGGGCUACCCCGCGGGCGGGAGCCUUCCGGCCAACAACGGGACCUUCGGCGCCCCGGACAGGUACCCGCCCCCGUCUCCUCACCCGGACUCCCUCUCCUUCACCUCUCAGGACCAGCUGGACUCCGGCCUGGGCUCCCUGGAGAGCCAGAUGUCCGAACUGUGGAGCUGCUGGCCCGGGGAGCUCCUGGAGCCGGCCGGCGGGAGCGGGCGGCCCAGAGCCCCUUACCAGCUCUCCCCCAGCCUGGAGCCGGACCCCCACGGCCCCCCGCCCGGCUAUCGCCCUUAUGGGGCCGAGCCCGCCCACCCCCGGCCGGCCUGCUCCUUCCCGGGCUACGGCCGCCCCGCCCCCGGGGCCGGCACGGGGCCGUACAGCAUCCCGGCCGACUUCCCCCCGGCCCCCGUCCACCCGCCCCGAGAGUAUUGGUCCGAGCCCUACCCGCUGCCCCCACCCACCCCGGCCCGGCCCCGCCUGGUCGCCCGGCCCUUCGGCGACGCCGGGCCGUGGGCGGCGGCGGCGGCGGCGGCCGACGGCUUCUCCGAGGAGCGGGCCAGCGUGCGGGUCAAGCUGUGCGGCAUCUUCCCCCCUCACCUGGUGGAGGCCGUGAUGAACCGCUUCCCCCGGCUCCUGGACCCGCAGGAGCUGGCGGCCGAGAUCCUCACUUACAAGUCCCAGCACCAGGGCCUGUGAGGCCGGAAGCCCCGAUGGCCAGCCGCGGCCCCCGGGCCAGCGUGGGUGGUCGGCCGGCACGGCGGAGCCCGGGCCCGGGGGCCGCUGCUCACCGGCCCCGGCCUCUCCAUCCCCCUUCCCGGCCCGCGGGCCCGAGGACAAGCUGGUGGGAGGUAGGAGGCCCUCCUAAGGAACGGAGGACGUCGGAGCGGGGGCAGGAACGGAGGGGUUGUCACCCCCCCCAACCCCCACCUGCCAGGAACCAAGCGUAUUUAAUGAUUUGUUCUGCAGGGUGGAGUUUCCCACAAAGCCGAUCGAGUGUGUGCCGAGUUGGGGGGAAGCAAACCAAAGAGAUAUGUAACAAUUGGUUCUGGUCAAGGGCUACAGAGACUCUUUCCCUCUCUCUUGCUGUCUCGCUGUCUCUCGCUCUCUCUUUUUUGAUGUGUUUUUGGUGUCCCUCUGCCUUUCUCUCUCUGUAGACUUUUCCCUUGGAGAGGCCAGAAGCGAUUAACCCGUUGAUACACAUUGUAUCACCUUUCGUUCAGCCCCCGUCCUGUGGCUAAAACUCCGAAUCCUCCCCUCAGUUGGCGAAGAUGAGGAUGACGGGGUGGGGGGAGGAGACGGGGUUGGGGAGACAGGGCCAAAGUGCCAUUCUGGGGGGUGUCGUUUUUCCUCCCUGCCCCCCGAGUCCCUUUCCCCAUCGCCACCCCUGCUCCCCUCGGCUCUUCUCCCCGCCCAGAUCCGUCCGCGGGACAACAGCCGCCUCUGGCUGGUUCGGCACCGUGUGCCCCAUGAGACCCCCCUCCCACCCCCCAGUUCUGGGUCUCUCAAACCCCGUAAGCCAAUGACGCCUCCGCUGUGGCGAGGUUUCAUGUUAGUAAGCAAAAUGCUUUUUAAUAAUCGUGGUCUCUGUCUCCUCUCUUUUCCCAACACCCCUGUGACCUGAGGGAGGGUCCGGGGAGGGUCUCCGUGAAGCUCUCCCGCGGGCCCGGUUGGGGUCUGGAGGAGAGAGGGAAGUUAAGGAGAAAAUAGUUCAUUGCUGCAAUAUAUCAAUAAAGGAAUU
This is a messenger RNA of Tachyglossus aculeatus (Australian echidna), 3042 nucleotides long. It is a transcript of the gene ZC3H12A, whose product is annotated as zinc finger CCCH-type containing 12A. The transcript has 6 exons. Gene Ontology annotation, molecular function: mRNA binding; metal ion binding; RNA endonuclease activity. Lineage: Eukaryota; Metazoa; Chordata; Mammalia; Monotremata; Tachyglossidae. The record is from RefSeq and is a predicted model, not a curated record. Gene Ontology annotation, biological process: nuclear-transcribed mRNA catabolic process, RNase MRP-dependent; 3'-UTR-mediated mRNA destabilization. Gene Ontology annotation, cellular component: cytoplasmic ribonucleoprotein granule; nucleus. The coding region runs from base 102 to 2000 and encodes 632 amino acids.